Molecule: messenger RNA, 726 nt
Organism: Maylandia zebra (zebra mbuna)
Lineage: Eukaryota; Metazoa; Chordata; Actinopteri; Cichliformes; Cichlidae
Source: RefSeq, a predicted model, not a curated record
AUGAAUCACGAAAAACUCUGCUGUUCAGUCUGUCUGGAUCUACUGAAGGAUCCAGUGACUAUUUCUUGUGGACACAACUACUGUAUGAGCUGUAUUAAAGUCCACUGGAAUAAAGAGGAACCAAAAGGAAUCUACAGCUGUCCUCAGUGCAGAAAAAUCUUCAUCCCGAGGCCUGCUCUUGUGAAAAACAGCAUGUUAGCAGAGUUAGUAGAGGACUCUAAGAUACCUGGAAUCCAACCUGUUUCAGCUGAUCUCUGCUAUGCUGGACCUGAAGAUGUUUCCUGUGAUGUCUGCACUGAAAAGAAGCUGAAAGCAGUGAAGUCCUGUCUGGUAUGUUUGGUUUCUUACUGUGAGCAACACCUCCAGCCUCACUAUAACUCUGCCUUUGACAAACACAAGCUGGUCAAACCAUCGAACAGGCUCAAAGGGAACAUCUGUUCAACUCAUAAUGAGAUGAUGAAGAUGUUCUGCCGUACUGAUCAAAAAUGUAUCUGCUAUCUCUGCUGUGUGAAUGAACAUAAACGCCACAACACAAUUGAAAUGCAAAAAGAAUUUGAGGUGAUUUUGCAAAUUGUUCACCGGAGAAUUCAGACCAAAGAAACAGAAGUGAACGUGCUUGGGAAGGAAAUCGAGGACAUUCUGCAAUCUUCUGAUAGCGCUGAGAAGGACAUUGAGACAAUCAUCAAUGAGCUGGUGAGUUUCAUUAAAAAGAAAGGCUCAAUCUAA